AUGGAUAUUCUGUGCCCCUUGCUCCGGUUUCUGCUCGCUCUCUUGUGGACUGGGGUAGGAGCCCUCAUCAACCUGAAGUACUCAGUGGAGGAGGAGCAGAGAGCUGGCACUGUGAUUGCCAACGUUGCCAAAGAUGCCCGAGAUGCGGGCUUUGUGUUGGAUCCCCGGCAGCCCACUGCUUUCCGGGUGGUCUCCAACUCUGCACCACACCUGGUAGACAUCAACCCUGGAUCGGGGUUAUUGGUGACUAAGCAGAAGAUUGACCGGGACCUACUUUGUCGGCAGAGCCCCAAAUGCGUGAUCUCGCUGGAGGUCAUGUCCAGUUCCAUGGAGAUCUGUGUCAUCAAGCUGGAGAUUAAAGAUCUCAAUGACAAUGCGCCCAGCUUCCCUACUGACCAAAUUGCCUUGGAGAUCUCUGAGACGGCCAGCCCAGGGACCAGGGUGCCUUUGGAGAGCGCCUACGAUCCAGACUCAGGCAACUUUGGGGUGCAGAGUUAUGAGAUCACACCCAAUGACCUCUUUGGGCUGGAAACCAAGACCCGCGGUGAUGGAUCCCGCUUUGCAGAGCUGGUGGUGGAGAAGAGCCUGGACCGUGAGACCCAAUCUCAUUACAGUUACAUGAUCACAGCUUUGGAUGGGGGAGACCCACCCAAUUUUGGCACGGUCGAGUUGAACAUCAGGGUCAUCGACUCCAACGACAACAACCCUCUUUUUGAAGAGCCAUCCUACACGGUCAGUGUGCCAGAGAAUGCUCCUCCGGGCAGGCCAGUUAUUCGCCUCAAUGCCACGGACCCUGACGAGGGCACCAACGGGCAGGUGUUGUAUUCCAUCCACAGCUACGUGUCUGAAAAGGCCAGGGACCUCUUCCAAAUCAACCCCCAGACGGGCCUGAUCACGGUCAGCGGGGCAAUUGACUUUGAGGAAGGGCAUGCCUACGAACUGGAUGUGCAGGCCAAAGAUCUCGGCCCCAACUCUAUUCCUGCCCACUGCAAGGUGACAGUCACAGUGCAAGACGCCAAUGACAACCCCCCUCUCAUUAACUUGCUCUCCGUUAACAGUGAGCUAGUGGAGGUGAGCGAGAACGCGCCUCCGGGCUACGUGAUUGCUCUGGUGAGAGUUUCCGACCGGGACUCUGGUGCAAAUGGCCGGGUGCAGUGCAAACUGCUGGGCAAUGUGCCCUUUCGCUUGCAAGAGUACGAGAGCUUCUCCACCAUCCUGGUGGACGGACGCUUGGACAGGGAGCAGAGGGACCAGUACAACCUCACUAUCCAGGCUAAGGACAAUGGGAUCCCCUCUUUGCAAGCCACCAAGUCCUUCACUGUCAAGAUCACGGAUGAAAAUGACAACCACCCCCAUUUCUCAAAGCCUUACUACCAGGUCAUCGUGCAGGAGAACAACACCCCUGGGGCCUACCUUCUUUCUGUUUCUGCCAGGGAUCCUGACCUAGGCCUUAACGGCAGUGUCUCCUAUCAGAUUGUGCCAUCCCAAGUAAGGGACAUGCCUGUUUUCACCUACGUCUCCAUCAAUCCCAACUCAGGAGACAUCUAUGCCUUGAGAUCCUUCAACCAUGAGCAGACCAAGUCUUUUGAGUUCAAGGUCUUGGCCAAAGAUGGAGGCAACCCCUCCUUACAAAGCAAUGCCACCAUCCGAGUGAUCGUCCUGGAUGUUAAUGACAACACCCCUGUGAUAACUGCCCCUCCUCUAGUCAAUGGGACUGCAGAAGUGUAUAUACCCAGGAAUGCUGGGGUCGGCUACUUGGUGACAGUGGUCAAAGCGGAUGAUUAUGAUGAAGGCGAGAAUGGAAGACUUUCCUAUGAGAUGGCUGAAGGAGAUCGAGGGUUUUUUGAGAUUGACCAGGUCAAUGGUGAGAUAAGGACCACAAGAGCAUUUGGGGAGAAUUCAAAGACUACGUAUGAGCUGAUUGUGGUGGCCCACGACCAUGGGAAAACAUCUCUCUCGGCUUCAGCCUUGAUUUUAAUCUAUCUUUCUCCAGCGCUGGAUGCCCAGGAAUCCAUAGGAUCUGUUAACUUGUCCUUGAUUUUUAUUAUUGCCCUGGGUUCUAUUGCUGCCAUUCUGUUCGUCACCAUGAUCUUUGUGGCUGUCAAAUGUAAACGGGAUAACAAAGAAAUCAGGACCUACAACUGCAGAAUUGCAGAGUACUCCUAUGGGCACCAAAAGAAAUCCAACAAGAAGAAAAAAAUCAGCAAGAAUGACAUCCGUCUGGUGCCGCGUGAUGUUGAGGAGACCGAUAAAAUGAACGUUGUGAGUUGUUCCUCACUGACAUCAUCUCUCAACUACUUUGACUAUCACCAGCAGACUUUGCCUCUGGGUUGUCGCCGAUCAGAAAGCACCUUUCUCAAUGUGGAGAACCAAAACAACAGGAACACAGGCUCCAACCAUGUCUACCACCACACCUUCACUAGUCAGAGUCCCCAACAGCCAGAUCUCAUCAUCAAUGGGAUGCCACUGCCAGAGAAGAGCAGCAAAGAGAACUUGCGACGGGGACAGAGCCAAGAGAGGGGGACUACUGAAAACUACUCAUUUGAUUCCAACUAUGUGAACAGCAGGGCUCAUUUAAUAAAAAGCAGUUCGACAUUCAAAGAUCUGGAGGGGAACAGCCUGAAGGACAGUGGGCAUGAAGAGAGUGACCAAACAGACAGUGAGCAUGACGUCCAGCGUGGCCUGUACUGUGACACUGCCGUCAAUGACGUUUUGAACACCAGUGUCACCUCCAUGGGGUCUCAGGUUCCUGAACAAGAUCAAAGUGAAGGAUUCCAUUGCCGGGAGGAGUGCCGGAUCCUUGGCCAUUCAGACCGAUGUUGGAUGCCACGGAACCCUGUCCCCAGCCGAGCAAAAUCCCCUGAGCAUGGAAGGAACGUCAUGUCCCUCUCUAUAGAAGCGACCACAGUGGAUACAGAGCUUUAUGAAGACUGUAGCACAAAGAGAACUUUUGCCACAUUUGGCAAGGACGGGAGCGAACCCGUCCCUGAGGAGCGGGGCCCGGCCAACUUGAAAGGUAAAAGAACAGUGGAUCCACCUGUCUGUAGUCCAAAGGUCAAUGGGGCAGUCCGGGAGGCAGGGAACGGCUGUGAAGCCGUCAGUCCCAUCACAUCCCCCGUCCACCUCAAGAGCCCCUUGUCUAGCAAACCAUCCGUGUCGUACAACAUAAUGCACUGCCCAGCAAAUCGCGACCUGGAGCCCUUUGUAAACAAUGGCCCAUCGCGGCCCACGGAAGCGGAGCCAAGGGGUGCGGACAGUGAGAACACGAUGCAUGAGAUUAACCCUCUUCUGCAAGAAUGUAGAGAGAAAGACUCGCCUGGUGUGAAGAGGCUAAAAGAUAUCGUACUAUAA
Messenger RNA from Varanus komodoensis (Komodo dragon), 3351 nucleotides. It is a transcript of the gene PCDH19, whose product is annotated as protocadherin 19. Gene Ontology annotation, biological process: homophilic cell-cell adhesion. Gene Ontology annotation, molecular function: calcium ion binding. The coding region runs from base 1 to 3351 and encodes 1116 amino acids. Gene Ontology annotation, cellular component: plasma membrane. NCBI's taxonomy places the organism in Eukaryota, Metazoa, Chordata, Lepidosauria, Squamata, Varanidae. The record is from RefSeq and is a predicted model, not a curated record. The transcript has 7 exons.